AAAAUUGACAAAAGCUCGUUGUUUGAUGUUCCUGUCAUAGUAGGCCCUAGUAUAUCUUCAUUGCCUAAGGCUAAGUCCAUUAGUGGUGGAAGUACCUCUAAACUUCCCUCACUUAGGACAGUUAAGGUGCAAAGAAGUAGUGCUAGGGACAAUAUGCUAGUUGAUGUCAAUCUGCUUGCUGAAAGUACCCUCUCUCACAUAAAACAUAAAAAGAAAAGAACUUUGCCCUUAGAAGAAUACAGUACCCUCUCUUACCCCUCUCGAAAUAAAAAACCUAGAUGGGGUAAUUUGGGGUUCAUGGGUGGUGACUUCAAUGCUAUAAUGUCCAAUUCUGAGAAAAAAAGAGGUUGCCUUAGGCAUGUAGGGAACCACUGCCUGUUACUGAUGGAUGUUCUUGGUUCUGAAUGCAACAAGAAAAAAAGAUUCUUCGUUGAUUCCAGAUGGGUUAGCUGUGAGGGGUUUACAGAAAUUGUGAAAAAUGCUUGGUCUAUGGAUAAUCAGGGCACUGAUCUUAACAGUCUUCAAAGUAGAAUUAAAAAGGCCAGAAUAGAACUCCUCAAAUGGAAAACAAUCCAAAUGCCCAAUUCUAAUUUGCUGAAGGUGGGGUUCGCACGACAGAUUGGAGAUGGAACUGACACUCUUCUAUGGUCUAACCCUUGGUUGUCCAGUGCACAUUGUCACACCCCGGCAGUCCAAUUCCAAAUGGACUUAUUAUCUCUCAGAAGGGUGUGUGAUCUUUUUGAUAGCACAGGUAGGGACUGGGACAGAGAAUUAGUAUCUCAGACUUUUUCACCCAAGGAUGCUCAGCUGAUUCUGAAAACACACCUAGUCAGGGGGGAUUCCAAAGAUAAAUGGAUUUGGAGAUUGGAAAAAUCUAGUACUUUCACUAUAAAAUCUGCUUACAAAGCUGUUUUCAUGACAGCAGUGCAGAUUUUCGGUUGCCUUGGCCUCGAGCUUUUGGGUGGCUGUGCUUCUCUGUUGUUUCUAGUUCAGCUUUUGCUUAGGUCUGGUGUUUUGUUUUUGGUUGGUCUCUUUGUGCAGUUAUCUGUU
Messenger RNA from Striga asiatica, 1050 nucleotides. Lineage: Eukaryota; Viridiplantae; Streptophyta; Magnoliopsida; Lamiales; Orobanchaceae. The record is from the annotation of a GenBank genome assembly.